AUGGAUAUGCGUCUUCCUGUCAUCUUUUUCCUUCUCUUUUGGGCUAAAGCCCGGACACUGACAAAUCUCAAUUAUUCCGUUCCAGAGGAGCAGGGACCUGGAACUGUUAUCGGAAACAUGGCUAAGGAUGCCGGAUUUGGACCGGUGGAGAGAGGGGGGAAAUCUAACUUUAGAGUUCUGGAGAAUUCUGCUCCACAUCUCAUUGAUGUGGAUCCGGAGAGUGGGCUGCUUUUUACCAAACAACGAAUCGACAGGGAGACAUUGUGCAGACGCAACCCCAAGUGUCAGCUCUCCAUGGAAGUGUUUGCCAACGACAAGGAAAUAUGCAUGAUCAAGAUUGAUGUAGUGGAUAUAAACGACAACUCUCCCAGUUUUCCCUCAGAUCACAUCAAUAUUGAUAUUUCAGAGAAUGCAGCUGCUGGGACACGUUUCCCUCUAACAAUUGCGCAUGACUCAGAUUCUGGGGGAAACGGAAUAAAGAGUUAUCAGGUCACCAGAGAUGAUUACAAUACAUUUUCUUUGGACUUGAAAUUGAGGGGCGAGGGAACCAUCUAUCCUGAAUUGGUGGUUCAGCGACCUCUAGAUAGGGAGGAUCAGUCCCAUCACACCCUCCUUUUGACAGCCAUUGAUGGAGGGGAGAAUCCAAGAUCAGGGUCCAUGCAAAUCAAUGUGAGAGUUACUGAUUCAAAUGAUAAUAGCCCCGUAUUUGACAAACCCGCCUAUGUGCUGGAGCUCCCUGAAAACUCACCACCUGGGAAAAUGCUGAUAGAUCUGAAUGCAACAGACCAAGAUGAGGGCAGCAAUGGACAGGUAGUCUAUUCUUUCAGUGGAUAUGCAUCUGAUAGAGUCCAGGAGUUGUUUUCUAUUGACCCCAACACAGGUGUCAUAAAGAUUCAGGGAGAAAUUGACUAUGAAGAGAAUCCGACCAUUGAAUUUGACGUGCAGGCCAAGGACCUGGGGCCUAACCCCAUCCCUGGCCAUUGUAAGAUUUCAGUCAAAGUGCUUGACAAGAAUGAUAAUUGGCCUGUCAUAAGUUUUGUUUCAGUCCGCCAGGGAGCUAUCAGUGAGGCAGCGCCUCCAGAAUCUGUCAUCGCCCUGGUGAGAGUCACUGAUAAAGAUUCUGGGAGAAAUGGCCAGCUCCAAUGUAGGGUGCUUGGCAAUGUACCAUUCAGGCUGCAGGAAAACAAUGACAAUUUUUACACUCUGCUCACAGACAGACCUCUAGACAGGGAACUGAAAGACGAAUAUAAUGUGACAAUAGUGGCCAGAGACAACGGAAUACCCUCCUUGAAUUACACCAAAUCGUUCACAGUGAAAAUCUUAGAUGAGAAUGAUAAUGCACCACGUUUCACCAAGACAAUCUAUAUGCUCCAGGUGCCUGAGAACAACAUACCAGGGGAGUACUUAGGCUCAGUUCUGGCUCAUGAUCCAGAUAUAGGUCGGAAUGGAACUGUGUCUUACUCCAUUUUGCCAUCGCACAUCGGAGACGUGUCAGUUUACACCUACGUGUCUGUCAAUCCUACCAACGGAGCCAUAUACGCCUCAAGGUCUUUCAACUACGAACAAACUAAGUUCUUUGAGUUCAAUGUUCAAGCUAAAGAUGCAGGGUCUCCUCAUAUGGAGAGCAGUGCCACAGUCAGGGUCGGUGUGCUUGACGUCAAUGACAAUCUACCAUUUAUUGUAUUACCCCUCCUGAUAAAUGACACUGCGGAAAUCAUGGUCCCUAGAAAUGUAGGCCUGGGGUACAUAGUGACCACCGUAAGAGCGGUCGACCACGACUACGGUGAGAGCGGUCGACUGACCUACGAGAUCUCAGAGGGUAACGAGGAGCACCUGUUUGAGAUGGACCCUGUGGCCGGUGAGGUCAGGACUGCCCAUGCUGUGUGGGAGGACGUGGCCUCAGCUGUAGAGCUGGUAGUGAAGGUAACCGAUCACGGCAAGCCCCCGCUUUCUGCUGUGGCUAAGCUGAUCAUUAAGGCCAACACAGGAGCCAUGGCAGGAGGGGAGUCCAGGGCUAGCGGGGAGCAGCAGCACUGGGACUUGUCCCUGCCCCUCAUCGUCACCCUCUGCAUCAUCUCUGUCAUGCUGCUGGCUGUCAUGACUGCCAUCGCUGUUAAGUCCAAGCAUCAAGAUAAGGAGGCUGGGAAUUAUAAGUGCCGCAUGGCUGAGUACUCCAACUCCAAUCCCCCGGUGGGGAAGGGCAAGAAGAAAAGGAUCAACAAGAACGAAAUCAUGCUGGUGCAGAGCGAGAUGGAGGAGAGGGACUCUGUGAGCAGGAUGAACGUGGUGAGCAGCCCGUCUCUCAUCACCUCGCCUAUCUGUUUCGACUACCAGACGACCAGCCCGCUGCCUCUCACGCUGCCCAGGUCAGAGGUCAUGUACCUCAAAACCACCUCCAACAGCCUGACGGCGCCUCGGGCUGGAUGUCACUCAAGCUUCGCGGGGCUUACCACAGAGACUACUAUGAAUAGAAUGUCAGUCAUACAGGUAAGAAACAGUAUCAUUGUACUGUAUUUUUUCAGCCUUUUAUUCUUCCUCAUUCUUUCAUGGUAUUCUAUACAAAUCUGCCACAAGAGAGGUAAUUGUUCAAAUCAAUACUCAGGCACCAUGCAAUCAGACAUCCUUGUUAUCGUUUGUAUUCCCUGUCUGGCGCCCUAUGAUGUUGCAAAUUGAAGGACAAAAAAUGCAGCAUGAUACAUCACAAGCAUAUUGAAGAAAUAAUAUCUGAAAAGAUACUGUAUUUUGAUACCGGUUGUUACUGUGCUAGAAUAGACUGUUUGUGAUCUACAUUUCCUCCACAGAGAUCCUAACCAUUUUGAAAUUGGCCCAUUAUGAAUCACUUCUAGCAGCACCUUACAGGUGGUCUAAAUAAUCAGAAAACCAUUUCUGUUAGAUAUGCAAACCAUGUGGGUCUUGGACUGCACUGUUAUGCUGCCACUGCCAGAUCCGCCUGCCACAAGAGUGAAAACAAAACCUUGCCUGAAGUCUGGGAUUGGCCAGGUGUUUGAACAGCUUGUCUGAUCACAUUAGUGAAAUAUUUUGUGCCAGACAGCUAGAUGCACACAGCAUAACCUUAUAAUCCCAUCUCUUGCCCUCCACAAACAUGGGCCAGUUCCACAAAUCCAAAUCCAAUGUUGGCAAGAUAAGGCCAUUAAUAGGGUCCAGCCCUGCCUUGUAAAAGAUGACAGGGCUGCUUAUGCAAGCCAGCAUAUUAAAUUGACAGGGAGUGCAUGUAAUUUUAUUUAGCACAGCAGUCUUUUCAGUUGUAAAUUAUGUAAAUAUCUAGGACAGUCUCCGAGACAGUCUCAUUUGGAGAUGAUAACACUGAUGACAAGAGCUGGCGCUGUCACCAGUUGCUAGGGCAUGUGGGUGUGAUCAAAACAAACACAUUAUUCUCAAGAUGAGAAAAAACAAGGAUGCAGAUGACAGUGGCUGAUGCAUUACUUCUCUCUCCCUCGCCAAACAGGCACAUAUGGACAUAAAGGAGAUUUGUUCUUAUCAGGGUGCCACUGAUAGCAGCUGCUCUCUCACACUGGAAUAUGCUUUAUUAAAGCUAGAGUCCUUAAUUUAAACAAUAACAAAGCGGAUACCCCGCCUCUGUUUUGAUAAAAAGCUGAGGUAUGGACCAUUGAGAAAUGUAGCCACUCUCAAAUUCAUACAGAGCAACAAAAAAAAUGGAUGUAGCAACAAGGAUUCAAUGUGUUCCUAAAUGAUUCAAAUGAACAGAUCGGAAUGCAGGCCAAGCCAUACUUAAUGGAGGUGUCCUUUGAAUAUGUCAUGUUGCUCAGAUAUACUGUUGCACACAGGAAAACAAUUCUGGCGCACAAUACACAAAUAAUUAUCUCUCUUCUAUUCUCAGACGGAUAAUUUUCCCUCGGAGCCCAAUUAUGCGGCCAACAGCCAGCCAUUUGCUCAAAGGUAAGGCCGCUAAAUGAUAACUACCUGACGACCGCCAUUUACAUUCUAGUCAAUAUCAAGCCAUCAGACCAUGCAUGUCAAAUAGGGCGCGAGGGCGAUCACAGGAAAGACAGACAGACACCACCACCAGUGAGUUAUGUUUUUUUUUUCUGUCUCCUCAUCCUGCAGCAGCUCAACAUUUAAGGAUGCAGAGCAAGCGAGCCUCCGAGACAGUGGCCAUGGUGAUAGUGACCAGGCUGAUAGUGACCAGGAUACUAAUAAAGGCUCCCACUGCGACACUUCUGCCAGGGAGGCCCUCAAGAUGAAAGCCACAGCAGUUAAUGGCCAGCCUCUCGAGCAGGGUGAGUGGAAGCUCUCGUUCUGUCUGACAUCUUGAAGAUGCUUAACGGACCCUUGUAUCAGACCCUUGUUUUCCCAAUCACCGCACCAAGCCAA
This is a messenger RNA of Coregonus sp. 'balchen', 4353 nucleotides long. NCBI's taxonomy places the organism in Eukaryota, Metazoa, Chordata, Actinopteri, Salmoniformes, Salmonidae. The record is from the annotation of a GenBank genome assembly.